UUUUUCUUCCACACACCUAUUCUCGGGUCUAUUUCAAAGCCUUUAGUUCUGUUCUGGUGAUCUAUCCUUUUACCAAAACCAAGAAAGAGUGCGGAGCCGAAAGCACUCAGGAGCCAGCGUAGGGUUCGSUCACUAGCUCGCCCCACGGCUCGCGCUCGCGCGCUGUCACUCAYUGCCCAAGCCCGCUGGGCACAGGCGCAGCAGACCGACGAAGUCCCACCCACUCGGGAUCUCUCCCGCCCCCGGAAGUGGUGGAUCGGAAGUGGUGAGAACUGAGAGGCACUGGCCAGGAAGCGGGGAUCGGGGUGGCAUUUCUCUGUGCGAAGACUGAGGUGUUMUUUGCUGCGUCGUAGGCGGGUCCGUGGCGGCCUGACAUCAAGGGCUAGGCCGGGGACGUGUAGGUCAUGGCGCUGGCCUCGCGAGUGUGGCGCUUUCUCCCUUUGGCACGUGGAGCUGUUCCGGGUACUCGGUUUCCGACGAGGACUUGGGGCAGCCGUGAGCAGUGCUGCCCCGGGCGAUUCCGCGGCCCUGAGGUGAUAGGUAACGCAGGAACUUUGAAAAGAGGCCUUUUAUUCUCAGCCUUGUCUUAUUUGGGUUGUGAAACUUAUCAAGUCAUUUCACAGGCUGCUGUUGUUCAUGCCACAGCCAAAGAUGCAGAGGUACUGUGGCGAUUGGCUCGGGCAUCACGUGAUAUUGCUCAGCUUAGCGGGACUUCAGAAGAGGAGAAAAAGCUUUAUGUGUAUGAAGCCCUAGAGUAUGCAAAAAGAGCGCUAGAAAAAAAUGAAUCAAGUUUUGCUGCUCAUAAGUGGUAUGCAAUCUGCAUUAGUGAUGUUGGAGAUUAUGAAGGCAUCAAGGUUAAAAUUGCAAAUGCGUACAUUAUCAAGGAGCAUUUUGAGAAAGCAAUUGAACUGAAUCCUAAAGAUGCCACCUCAGUUCACCUGAUGGGUAUUUGGUGCUAUACAUUUGCUGAAAUGCCUUGGUAUCAAAGAAGAAUUGCUAAAAUGCUGUUUGCAACUCCUCCUAGUUCCACUUAUGAGGAGGCCUUGGGCUACUUUCAUAGGGCAGAACAAGUGGAUCCAAACUUCUACAGCAAAAACUUGCUUCUUUUAGGAAAGACAUACUUGAAAUUAAAGAACAAAAAGCUUGCUGCUUUCUGGCUAAUGAAAGCCAAGGACUAUCCAGCACACACAGAGGAAGAUAAGCAGGUACAAACAGAAGCUACUCAGUUGCUUACAGGUUUGUGAAAAGAAAUGAGACCUUUCAGAGAAGAAAAUACAUGAAAUACCCAAUAAACUUCCUUUUAUUUAUAAA
Messenger RNA from Urocitellus parryii (Arctic ground squirrel), 1311 nucleotides. It is a transcript of the gene Rmdn1, whose product is annotated as regulator of microtubule dynamics 1. Gene Ontology annotation, molecular function: microtubule binding. Lineage: Eukaryota; Metazoa; Chordata; Mammalia; Rodentia; Sciuridae. Gene Ontology annotation, cellular component: mitochondrion; spindle microtubule; mitotic spindle pole. The record is from RefSeq and is a predicted model, not a curated record.